This is a messenger RNA of Wallemia mellicola CBS 633.66, 1284 nucleotides long. RefSeq lists its product as hypothetical. Lineage: Eukaryota; Fungi; Basidiomycota; Wallemiomycetes; Wallemiales; Wallemiaceae. The record is from RefSeq and is a predicted model, not a curated record. Bases 1 to 1284 code for a protein of 427 amino acids. The transcript has 11 exons.
AUGAGCAGAUCAGUAACACGUAAAAGUGGCUGCGGACGAUCACAUGGGGUUAGCUGUGAGGAAUUCACCGUCGUCAUGCAUCACCGAGAAAAGAUGGAUAAGUCAGCAGAUAACCACCAAAAAGCUCACAUUAUCAGAGAAAAACACAUCAGAUCCCUCGAUUCGUUCUUCUACGCUUGCUCGCAUAAAUCAAUAACGAGCAUCGUAACAAAAGGCACAAGCGAGAGAAUCAUCAAUCUGAUCUGUCAACAGCCCGAUUUUAAGUGCGAGUUUGGUAAACAUUGCGCCAAAAGUCUCCUCGCCGGGCAGAAUUUACUAAUACAAUACCAUUGCCCGUUAUUUUCAUUAGCAUCAUGCGUUGCACAAGUAGACACUAGUAAAGCUUAUACGCAAGUCGUGUUCGUCAGCUAUUACAACGAGUCUGACAGAUCGAAGAAGUUGAUUUCUUUCAUAAGAACUGUCUGCGACGCAUUGAGCAUAUCGUUUUCUGCAACUGAGAAACCUUCGUCAACAAAAUCUGACUCUAUGUCUCAAGUGCUUUUCUGCGAUUCAGAUAGGUUCUUCCGUCAUCUCAAGAGAAGAACUAUAAACGUGGAUUUGAUAAAAACAAUCAUUUUUACCGAGACUGAAGAACUCAUCAAGGACUCUAUGCUUGACAAGUUCAAAUUAAUAGUCAAAUAUCUACCACCCACGAUUCAGUUUGUCGCAUCCUUCACCAUAGCACCAGCAUAUUUAGUGCAAGACGCUGAGAACUUUCUCAACACUCCACAGAGCUACAUCAGAAGAAUCCAGAAAUUGCGUAUCAGGGGUACACGAGAGUUCAAAAUUAAGAUGCCUGAAGAUAGGCAAGAGAUACUGCUCGAAAUUUCUGCGGCAUCUGUACACCAACAACUUGUUGUCUUUUGCAAUAAUUUCAAAACUGCUGAAAACGUGUUUGAGGGAGUCAAGAAGACUCAGCCAAAGGCGGCUAUAGCCUACAACGCUUACGAUAAAGAUUUAUACGAAAUGUUUGAUCGAGGUGAUCUUCGCAUCCUCAUUGGUUGUGAGAAUAUAGCUCCAUGUGAAUCUAUUCAGAGGUGCAAACUGCUCAUCAACUACAACCAGCCAUUACAUGAGAGAGAGUAUAUUGUACAAUGUGGUAGACCGCUAAACUCAACCCAUAAAGCCGUCGUUGUCACACUGACAUCAGAAUUCGAGGAGAUGUCAUUGGAAUAUACCAAUAAUAGGUGUAAAGAGAUACGUACAAUCCCAUUCAAUAUAUCUGAACUUGCAUCAAAGGCAUGA